This is a messenger RNA of Folsomia candida, 999 nucleotides long. RefSeq names its product acidic leucine-rich nuclear phosphoprotein 32 family member B. The coding region runs from base 153 to 899 and encodes 248 amino acids. The record is from RefSeq and is a predicted model, not a curated record. The transcript has 6 exons. NCBI's taxonomy places the organism in Eukaryota, Metazoa, Arthropoda, Collembola, Entomobryomorpha, Isotomidae.
GUUAAGUUAAACAACGAAGGUUAAGAAAGGACAAGCUUCGGGCUUCCACGGCUCAUUCUGUUUCGGAUAUUUGCAGAAGAAAGGCAAUCGCUCCCGAUUAUUUAUUGAACACUCUCCAGAAGGUUCUUUGUUCGCAAAGCUAUUUGGAUAACAUGGCCGAAGACAGCUCUAACGAAAUGAUUCUGGCGACAACGGAAAACAUCACGAACCUCAAGGUAACUCGUGGAACCAUACACUUCGUGACCAAAGUGGUGAAACCAUGUCGUCGAAUUUCAAACCGGCCGUUUCGGAAUAUUGGGGUUGUCGACCUACCGGAACAUUCAAGGAGCCAGAGUGCUCGGUUUCCCGACGAUUCUGACAGCAUGUUGUCGUCAGCCUCGUUCUCAUUUGAUGAACCGAUUGAGGAGGAGGAGGAGGACGACGACGACGACGACGAGGAGGACGCGGAGAUGAAUGUCGUCAUGAAUGAUGAUGAAAGUACGGAAGUCAUAGUGAUGUCAGAGGAAGAGGAAGGGGAAGGGGAGGAGGAGGGGCAAGAGGUGCAGCAACAGCAGAAAGAAGAAUCAGUCGACGACGAUGAUGUCCCAGGACAGACUCGUCAAAAGAUGUCUCUCGUCUUCCGACUAGAAACCACUAUCUCCACUCAGCAGGGAAACGAGAUAAGGGACACCUUACAAGGACUGAACACGGCUGCCGAACGACGCCAAGUCGAUUGUCCUGCAUCUCGAGUGCUCAAUGAGGAGGUGUUAAGUAUCUUUUACAAUAUGCUGACCGAAUAUUUGCCAACGGGGUAUAACGCCUUGUAUCUGCGUUGCUGCAAUGCUGUUGAAGAAAAUGAUGCCGAGUCAGACGGCAAUGAUUCUGAUAAUGCUACUGAUUCUGAAAAUUCAAAUGCUUGAUUUUUCUUAUUCUGACAUUAUGCAUAACUCGGGGGAAGAUUUAUUUUGUUGUGAGUUGUGUCAAAAUCAAAUGGCUUAUAAAUAUAUCCAAAAUUGUAUC